Arabidopsis thaliana (thale cress) is the source of this 742-nucleotide messenger RNA. Its product is annotated as TATA box-binding protein associated factor RNA polymerase I subunit B-like protein. NCBI's taxonomy places the organism in Eukaryota, Viridiplantae, Streptophyta, Magnoliopsida, Brassicales, Brassicaceae. The transcript has 2 exons. The record is from RefSeq and is marked reviewed. Bases 164 to 466 code for a protein of 100 amino acids.
AUUCCUUAGUUGUUCCAUUAUUGCGUAAUUGAUAAAUUAUUGGAUAGGAUUAUAUCUUCUCAUCCUUUCGUAACUCAUAAGAGGUUUUUGCAUUUGUUCCCAAAAUAGUUUCUCUAGAUCCUAAGUCCUAACCUUCCUGAAUGUCCUUUUCCUUUUGCAGAAUAUGAAAAGGAUCUUUUGUUCAUAUUUAUUGCAUGGGGAAAACGACAUCUUUGCUGGCUUAGAAGAAGCUUCAGCUGAUGACACAUACACUGAUAAUCUGUGGAAUAGUUACAUGAAAGACGAGGGAUUUGAACGGUUUGGGAUUCCAUCCAAGAGGGGAAGAGACUGGGAAGACAAUGAUUUAUCACUUAACCAACUGUUCAUGAAGCCUUGUAGCAGUCGUUCAAGAAAAAAUUGUGAUGAACCAUCUUUGGAAGCUGUUGCAUCACCAGAUAAUCAUGAUCACGGAGAGAAUAUGCAUUAGAAGUCUAAAUCUCUUAGCUGUUUGCAUCGGACCAUUUUUAAAAAUAUAUUUAGAAAAUUUCAAAUCUGAGGCAAAGGCGCCGACGACCACGUCUACUACAACUAAAUUAUACUCCCCUGUUCAUUUUUGUUUGAUUGUUUAGAAAAAAAAUUUGUUUCUAAAAGAUUGAUUUUUUAAGUUUUCCAUGCAAUAUUUAUUGGUUAGUAUUGGUAAAUUGUAAUUUUUAAGAAAAAUAGUUAAUUAUCAUUGGUUUAGAGGUAUAAAAAACUGUAAAAC